UUAUGACUAAGAUUCUGAUAUAUAUAGCCAAAUAUAUAACAUUUAAUAUAAUUUAAUGGAUUUCGGUGCUGCAUUUGUAUCAAAUUAGAUUCAAUCAAGAAAUUAACACAUUUAUAGAACAAAACAAAACACCAAGUAAUUUCUUAAAGUGAACUACUACAACAACCACAACAACCAAAUAUAGAACAGCAAAGCAAAGAAAGCCAAUUCAAACCUCUCUCAAUUUCAAUUAGCGUUCAUAUUGUGGGAGUUAGGAUCAAUCAGUUCCAUACUCCAAGCAUCUUUUACCAGAAAGCAUAUUUAAGAUUAAGAAAGCAACAAGACUAACGCGUUAUAAUGUUAAAUCCAAAUAAUACAGGCACCACCCGUAGAACUUUCUCCAGGAACGUACCUGCACGUACCAUACGUGGACGCAUGCUGUUCUCUCCGCACCAUUAUCACAAUCAAUCGCAGCAGAAUCAACAUAAUCAUACAUCUCGUAAUAACAGCAACAACAACAGCAAUAACGGGAUAAAUGUCGGUAACUCUUGGUAUAGCAACAACAACAGGGCUAACAAUAUGAACAUGGAUAAUUGGAAUAUGGCUGGUAAUGGGAAUAAUCACGGUGGUCAUCAUCAGCAAUCACAAUUUCAUCAACAACAAAGAGGCCAACAACAUCAACAGUACAACAACAAUAAUGGACGUGGAGUUUUGAAUAGCAACUCUCAUAGUGGUGGUGGUGAUUAUUACCGUAGAAACCUAAUUAAUAUACCGACUAGCAACAAUAAUAAUAAUGGGUUAAUGUCUCAUCGUGGUGGAGGUGAUUACCACAAUAAUAAUAAUAAUCACCACUAUCAGUAUAUAGACCAUCACGGACAUAACCGCCGUCACAAUAACGUAACCAGCUCAGGGUCUUACGAAAGAAAUCAUAAUGGCAAUAAUAAUUUGAAUUUUGAAAGCCAAAAUUAUUCCCGUAAUAACGAAUUACAUGUCGAUACUCGUGGCGAACGUGGAAGUCUUGACAUAAACAAUGCCGGUUAUAAUGGUGCACGAGGUGGAAAUGGUUUCUCACGUCCUAAUAAUAACAACUACCACCAUAAUCAAAAUCAUUCUUAUAAUAGUACAACGGUAUCAGCUUCCACGACAUCUUUGACGGGUGCUGCUGGUUUUAGUGACGGCCCUUCUGGCUCUGGUUUGUCCGGCUCAACUACAUCAUUAAAUGGUCCUAAAUCGGAUAGUCCCUCACGUAAGCGACGUCGCAUGUCGGCACGUUUACCGAGCCAGUCGCCUCCAGCAAUUUGGGAGCAACGACGUUCCCCCAGAAACUUGCUACAGCAGGGUAGUCCACCUAUACGUCGACCACGAUACCGUGAUGGUGGCGGUCCCUUGCCACCGACUGUUAAUUAUUACAAUAACAAUCAUCAUCAUCACAAUCAUCACCAAAACUUCGCUCAUACUAAUCAACAAUCCUACCUCCAACCUAAUAAUCAUCAACAAACUGGUCAACAACAACAGCAAUCAGCAAUUCGUUCUCCUUGGGAUCCGUUGCAAACAACUUCUGCAGCAGCUAGCGCUAGUGCAGCGACACCAUCAGUAGGUACGCUUAUACCGCAGACUGCGUCAGUUGUUCCCACUCAUCACCAUCCACAAGCAACAACUGGACCACCUGCAAUGAUGGUUGAUAUAAAUCAGGUACCAGUAAGUCUGCCUUUGCGUCAUGCUGAACCAAUAUGGGCGUCAAUUUGCACCUAUCCAGCUCCUCCUCAGCCACGCCUAGGACCUUGUCAUUUACAUAGCAUUUAUACACCAUCGUUUGCGUCACAACCUUGCAAUUCGCACCCUCAUUUUAAUUCACCGCAAUUCGCGGCUGCAUCAACUAACUUUACCACCGCUGCAGGUCCACCGUUGCAACUGCAACAAGCUCAACAACAGGCUGCUGCCGUUGCAGUUGCACAACAACAGCAAUCACAACAGACCGCCGCAAUUGUGGCAGCUGCAACAGCUGCGGCUACCGCUGCCGCCGCUGCCGCUAAUUAUCAACAACAUGCAGCGCAUUUAACUCAACAACAGCGCACAGAUGCGGCCGCUGCUGCUGCUGUUGCCGGUCUAUCAUUAGAACCAACUGGUGCUCAUCAUUUGGAUGGCGUUCAUCAAGGUGCUAAUACACAAGCGCAACAAACAGCACACAACCAAUUACAUGCUGCACCAAUACAUAUUACUCCAAUGUCUGCAGCAGCUGCUGCGCAUUUACAUUCCUCUGCUGCAGCUGCAGCCCAUGCAGCACAAUUGUCACAAUUUACAGCUGCGAUCAUUUCAACAGAGCGUCCACCAUUCGCUUCUCGCCGUUUUGCAAGGCUUUGGCCACCAAAUCAUCCACAUGCUCCACAUCGUCAAGUAUUGUCACAACAAGGAACUCCUGUUCAAAUAUCAACUGGCAUUAUUAAUUCUGGAUUUUUGCUUAAUUUCCUUGCUAUGUUUCCGUUAUCACCUUAUAACCAGCAUGAACUUAACUCACCAGACUCAACUGAAACCGAGAAUUAUGAAGCUUUGCUUAGUUUGGCUGAACGAUUAGGCGAGGCUAAGCCUCGCGGAUUGGCGCGUACAGAAAUCGACCAAUUGCCAAAUUAUAAAUACAAUCCUGAAACCCACAAUGGCGAUCAAACAUCUUGCGUGGUUUGUAUGUGUGAAUUCGAAUUACGUCAAGUAUUGCGUGUGUUGCCAUGUUCACAUGAAUUUCAUGCCAAAUGUGUUGACAAAUGGCUGCGGUCUAAUCGCACCUGCCCUAUAUGUCGUGGCAACGCUUCUGACUACUUCGAGUCGGCAGAUAUACAGCAACCACAUUCACAGCAGAUCAGCGGUGGUAAUCAAAUACAAUCAGGCACGCAAACCACGCCCACUACAGUUAAUGUUGCCGUCGCUGGUACCUCAACUACAGCAGCUACACAAACCCAGCCAACUGCCGCAGCACAAAUGCAGCAACAGCAAAUUCAAACAACACAAGCUCAUUGAAUCAAAACAUUUAUAUAUUUUUAUAUUUUGACGUCCAAAUUUAAAGUACUAAUAGCUUAUUAUUUUAUAAUUGAAAUGACUACGCACCCACAUGGCAAGCAACAUUAAGAUAUUUUCCAAAUUACAAAGUAGUAUUCAACUACUCACCUAUAAAAUUAAUUGUAAUUCAAAUUCACUUUCUAAAUGAUGUGCUCUGUUUUAAAGGAGUUAAAAUUCUAUGAUUAUUCAGACGAAAACAUUUCUUACAUAUUUAUAUACACAAAAUUACAAGUACUAGCUAUUCGCUGGUAUAUAAAAAUUUUAAUAUUUUUAUAUAAAUUUAUAUUAAUUGACAAACAUAUAUUGCUCUUCACGG
Molecule: messenger RNA, 3343 nt
Organism: Teleopsis dalmanni
Lineage: Eukaryota; Metazoa; Arthropoda; Insecta; Diptera; Diopsidae
Gene: mura
Exons: 9
Coding region: 337-2988 (883 amino acids)
Source: RefSeq, a predicted model, not a curated record